AACCCCAUAAACCGCUGUAUUAACACUAAUGGAGGGUUCAAAAAAGGAAGAGGCGAAUCCAUGGCGGGUACUGGAAUUCUACAGCGGCAUCGGUGGAUUGAGGUAUUCAUUGAUGAAGGCGGGAGUAGAUGCAGUGGUUGUGGAAGCAUUUGACAUAAACGACGUCGCAAAUGAUGUUUACGAGCACAAUUUCGGCCACCGUCCCCACCAGGGUAAUAUUCAGUCCUUGAGUGCUGUUGACCUCGACAGAUAUGAGGCAGAUGUGUGGCUGUUAUCUCCUCCUUGCCAGCCUUACACACGACAAGGUCUCCAGAAGGGUUCAGGUGAUGCUAGAGCUACUUCGUUUCUGAACAUUCUUGAACUUAUACCACAAAGUUCACGGCCUCCACUCAUGCUAUUUGUGGAGAAUGUUGUUGGAUUUGAGACAUCUGAUACACAUGAAAAGAUGAUUAAGAUGUUACGAGAGAAUCAUUUUGACACGCAAGAAUUUAUUCUAAGCCCUUUGCAGUUCGGCGUGCCAUAUUCUCGGCCUCGCUAUUUUUGUCUGGCGAAACGGAAACCUCUGUCUUUCCAGAAUGCACAAUUCAACAACGCGCUUCUGCGGGAUCCAGGUCAUAUACAUGGGUAUGAGGAAAGCACGGUGACCAGUGAAGAAACCGAAUCACCUUCAUAUUGGAAUAAAUUAAUUGAAACUUGUCAACCUAUACAACAUUUCCUGGAAAUGGAAAAAAACAGAGACGAAGUCACUUCAGAAUCCAAUGAUAUUCCCCCUAACGUUGCUGAAAUGUUGAUGGAUUCUGAAGAAGGAAAUGAAUUCAUUGAUCCUUCAACUAAGUAUUUAGUUCCCUCUAGCCUGGUAGAAAGAUGGGGGAGCGCUAUGGAUAUUGUUUUCCCUGAAUCGAAGCGCUGCUGUUGCUUCACCAAAAGUUAUUUUCGAUACGUGAAGGGCACAGGUUCUCUAUUGGCAACUGUUCCGGGAAAAAUGAAAAACGAAACUUCUUCCUUGCACGAGCUUCGCCUUCGAUAUUUCACACCCCGAGAGGUAGCCAAUCUACACUCCUUUCCAGAGGACUUCGAAUUUCCACAACAUGUUAGCCUAAGGCAACGUUAUGCUCUGCUCGGAAACAGCUUGAGCGUCGGAGUGGUGGGGCCGCUAUUGCGCUAUUUAUUUACUCAUCAACAAUCAUAGCCUUGCUACAAUCUUAUUAGGUAGUUUUAUGGAUCUUUUAAGUUAUCCGAUCGAUCUAGUUUCAUUCUUUUUCGAAUGCUCUCGAUUGUAAUUUCUUCUUGCCCACAUAAUCGAAGCCAUUGGCCUCAUCGAAUUCUUUUGUGGAUGAUGAUUUUUUUUUUUUUUUUUUUUAAUGUUUUUCAAAGUAUGGAUGAUAUUAAGUGUCUCAUUUUUCUGUGAAGUAAUAUUAUUUAAAUCAGAU
This is a messenger RNA of Erythranthe guttata (spotted monkey flower), 1430 nucleotides long. It is a transcript of the gene DNMT2, whose product is annotated as DNA methyltransferase-2. Gene Ontology annotation, molecular function: methyltransferase activity. Gene Ontology annotation, cellular component: nucleus. Lineage: Eukaryota; Viridiplantae; Streptophyta; Magnoliopsida; Lamiales; Phrymaceae. The record is from RefSeq and is a predicted model, not a curated record.